Molecule: messenger RNA, 1094 nt
Organism: Capsella rubella
Lineage: Eukaryota; Viridiplantae; Streptophyta; Magnoliopsida; Brassicales; Brassicaceae
Product: RING-H2 finger protein ATL58
Exons: 3
Coding region: 184-948 (254 amino acids)
Source: RefSeq, a predicted model, not a curated record
ACCUGAAACCUCUGCCACAUCUCUCUUUCUCUCACACAUAUACACAUACACAUUAUUACCAUUAUUGUCCUUUUUUUUCUUAUAAAACCGAUCUGUAAUUGACGAUCUCUCUUGUUUCUCCAUUUAAAGGAGGGGACUUUAGGGAUUUUAGUGUAUUUUUGUGAACUGGGUCUGUGUGUGGUGAUGUCUUACAGCAACUCAAACCCAGAAAACUACAGUUCACCAUCAUCCGCAACGAACUCGCCGGAGCUUAAACUCUAUCAAGCAUUCAUCUUUUCUGUACCAAUCUGCUUCACAUUUAUAAUUCUCUUCUUGUUCUAUUUGAUCUACCUUCGUCGUGGUAGCUCUGAUUUGUCUUCUCUAGGAAUGCGAACUACGUUCAUCCCAGGAAACGGUCUCUCCACGGCUGAAUUAGGAUUGAGUAAAGAGCUGAGAGAGAUGCUUCCCAUUGUUGUCUUUAAAGAGAGCUUCACUGUAAUGGAUUCACAAUGUUCUGUUUGCCUUGGGGACUAUCAAGCAGAUGACAAGCUUCAGCAGAUCCCUGUAUGUAAACACACUUUUCACAUGGACUGCAUCGAUCUUUGGCUCACAUCGCAUACCACUUGCCCUCUUUGCCGUCUCGCUCUUAUCCCAAGCCAAUCACGUCACACACAAGAAGAUUCUGGUCCGAGUGUUGUGAGCCCUGAUGAAGGAGUGUUGAGUCAACCAGAAUCUCAGCCAGUAAACCAGAGAGGAGUGACGAGUCAACCGGAAUCUCAGCCAGUAAACGACAGAGAAGUGUGGAGUCAACCUGAAUCACAGCCACUGAACCACCUAAACGAUGAUCAAGAGCAACAAUGUGAUCUGACUCAGUGUGAUGGAGAUGCUGAGGGACUUAAGGUAACGCAAGAGGAUGAACGGAACAGCACCGGGACAUCGAAUGGUUGUUGUAGUUGUAGACCUGGUUAAGAUUAACCACUUUUGUUCUGUCCAAAUUCCCUGUAAAGUUUGCUGCGUUCUUGCAUUUGUAACUUGUAACAUUAGUACAUUUUCUAGAGAGAUUGAUCCGAUCCAUAGAAGAAACAAACUAUUUAUAAGGCGAAUGCUUUGUGUUC